Molecule: messenger RNA, 2223 nt
Organism: Achroia grisella
Lineage: Eukaryota; Metazoa; Arthropoda; Insecta; Lepidoptera; Pyralidae
Gene: NGR-B4
Product: calcitonin receptor-like
Exons: 13
Coding region: 156-1427 (423 amino acids)
Biological process (GO): cell surface receptor signaling pathway; adenylate cyclase-modulating G protein-coupled receptor signaling pathway
Cellular component (GO): plasma membrane
Molecular function (GO): calcitonin receptor activity
Source: RefSeq, a predicted model, not a curated record
GUUGCCAUAGCGGGCAGUAGUCGCUAAGGCCGAUCUCACAUCGCGACUCGUGUUAUACUAACAACUCUCGUAAUAAAUAGGACGUAAGUACUCACGUCUUAUGUAAAAUAUCUAUAAGUGAUGCAAUCAUAAAAUGUGAUAACAAUAAACUAGCAAUGGAGGAGAUGGAAAACCAAACUGGGACUGUAGAAGUUUCCUCAUCAGAAAAAAGUUUGAAUGCCAGACUGCGAUUAUUGGAUAAAUUAAUAAAGCAGUGCUUCCUAGGAAACGCCACCCACAGCAAAAUACUGGAUUCAGACGAAACAAAAUACCAGAAAGAUGGUCCAUGGUGUCCACGGACUUUCGACGGGUUUGCAUGCUGGGAUGCCAUGCCCGGCGGCAGUACAUCGAAACAAUUCUGUCCGGAGUUCAUCGUUGGAUUUGAUCCUCGACGUUACGCUUACAAAAAGUGCAACGAGAAUGGCACUUGGUUCCACCACCCGGAAACUCACAGACCUUGGUCCAAUUACACGACUUGUGUUGAUUUCGAAGACCUGAGUUUCCGAAACAUCAUUAACAAUAUCUACAUUGGAGGCUAUUCAAUUUCGGUAGCUGCUCUAUUGCUUUCUAUUAUCAUCUUCGUGUAUUUCAGAUCACUUCAAUGUACGCGAAUACGUAUUCACAUACACCUCUUCAUUUCCUUCGCUUUGAACAAUAUUCUGUGGAUUGUGUGGUACAAGGCAGUAGUCAACAGAGUUAGUGUUGUUCAAAAUAAUGAGAUAUGGUGCCAAAUACUUCACAUCAUAACUAACUACUUCAUGGUUACUAGCUACAUAUGGAUGUUUUGUGAAGGCCUACAUCUGCAUAUAGCUCUUGUAGUAGUUUUCGUGAAAGAUGACGUAGCCAUGCGGUGGUUCGUAGCAAUGGGCUGGGGACUGCCUCUAAUCAUCAUCAUGAUUUAUUCAUUCAUUAGAUAUCAUACCUAUGAAGACACAGAAAGAUGCUGGAUGGACCAAAGUGACGCAUUCUGGAUUAUCAUAGUACCAGUACUGAUGUCUCUCGUAGCUUCAUUUGUAUUUUUAGUUAAUGUGGUUCGUGUACUGCUUACUAAACUACACCCGGCUCCCAAUCAGCACGCAUCACUAGCUGCAAGGAAAGCAACUCGAGCAGCUCUUAUACUUAUACCACUGUUUGGGUUGCAUUUCGUACUCAUUCCAUUACGGCCACCGUCUGGUACUCAAGGUGAAAUUAUCUACCAGGUUAUCUCUGCCCUUCUAACUAGUCUGCAGGGUCUCUGCGUUGCCAUUCUCUUCUGCUUUACGAACCAUGACGUAAUGACCGCUACAAAAGCAGUACUCACUAGGAUCCUCAGGAGCAACGAUGUGAUAGUCAUGACAGGGAUAACAGGUGGAGAAAGCAUGGUAAAUACAAGAGAAAAUAUAGUAUAAAAUAUGUAACUCUGGUUAAAAAUAUCCUUAUCCACCUAUUCAUAUUUAAUCAUAUUAUAAUAAAUGUAACCACUCUGUCUAUAUAUGGAAAAUACAUGAAAAAAACUAUAAUUAGUAGACUUCAUCGACGUAUAAUAAUAUCAAAACCAAAGUUUGAUAGUAUAUUGGAGUAGUUUGUCAGUUGUCAUAGAAGUAUUGUAUAAUUUUAAUUUGUUUAUUUAACUUUGCAAGUUAACAAACGCGCAGAUAAACUAAAAUUUUGGACGCGGUUUCCACCAAUGCUUUAUAGUAAGCUUCACAUAAAAUGUUGCGAUUGUUUCAUUCCAUUUGGUUUACGUUCAAAAAUGUUAUGAACUAUUGUUACUACGUAAUAGUACAGUUACUACGUUUCAAGCUCAGCUAGGUUUAUAUAAAACUAUGUCCUGUGAAUACUUUAGAAUUUCCAAUGUUGUUGUUAAUAUAAUAAACAUGCAGCAAUUAGCAGAUAGGUAGGUAGUUAUUAAAUUAUAUAUAAACUGACUAGGUAUGCCUAAUACAAGUGUAUAGUAAAUUACAUGUUUUAAUUUAAAUCUUUGACUAUAUGAAACAUAUGUAUUCAAAAUUAUUGAACAUUAAAUUUACUCAAUAGACUUGGAUAGUCAAGGAAAAUGUUUCAGGAGUCCAUUCAUUAUUACAAAAUCUAUUACAAGUCCAGACAGAAAAUUCCAUAAAAAUACAAACAUGAUUUUCAUAUUUCCGCGAAUUUUCCUUCAGAAAUUGUAAUAGCCACGAAUAACACUGUCAUUAACAUUCCAUG